Molecule: messenger RNA, 1137 nt
Organism: Myotis daubentonii (Daubenton's bat)
Lineage: Eukaryota; Metazoa; Chordata; Mammalia; Chiroptera; Vespertilionidae
Product: alpha-enolase-like
Source: RefSeq, a predicted model, not a curated record
CGCAGCACCACACAUUGUGACUAAGCGCUCACCCUGUGUGUCUGCAGCUCCCUUCUUUCUUGGGUGACAUCCGGCGGCUAGACAUUCACCAUGUCUAUUCUGAAGGUGCAUGCCAGAGAGCUCUUCGACUCUUGUGGGAACCCCACUGUUGAGGUGGAUCUCUACACCGCAAAAGGUCUCUUCAGAGCUGCUGUGCCCAGUGGUGCCUCAACUGGUAUCUACGAGGCUCUAGAGCAAACCGCUGCUCUAGAGCUUCGGGACAAUGACAAGAUGCACUAUCUGGGGAAGGGUGUCUCCAAGGCUGUUGAGCACAUCAAUAAAACUAUUGCACCUGCACUGGUUAGCAAGAAACUGAGCGUGGUGGAGCAGAAGAUCGACAAGCUGAUUAUUGAGAUGGACGGGACGGAAAAUAAGUCUAAAUUCAGUGACAAUGCCAUACUAGGAGUGUCCCUGGGAUUCUGCAAGGCUGGGGCUGUUGAGAAAGGGGUGCCCCUGUACUGCCACAUUGCUGACCUGGCUGGCAACACCGGGGUCGUCCUGCCAGUUCUGGCUUUGAAUGCCAUCAACGGUGGUUCUCACACUGGCAACAAGUUGGCCAUGCAGGAGUUCAUGAUCCUCCCCGUAGGCACCGCCAACUUCAGGGAAGCCAUGCGCAUGGGCCGAGAUUUACUACACCCCAAGAACGUCAUCAAGGAGAAGUAUGGGAAAGACGCCACCGACGAGGGGGAGGAAGGUGGCUUUGCUCCCAACAUCCUGGAGAAUAAGGAAGCCCUGGAGCUGCUAAAGAAUGCCAUCGGGAAAGCCGGCUACACCGAUAAGGUGGUCAUCAGCAUGGACGUGGCUGCCUCCAAGUUCUUCAAGUCUGGGAAGUAUGACCUGGACUUCAAGUCACCCGAUGACCCCAACAGGUACAUCACCCACGACAAUCUGGCCAACCUGUACAAGUCCUUCAUCAAGAACUACCCAGUAGUGUCUAUUGAAGACCCCUUCGACCAGGACGACUGGGAAGCGUGGUGCAAGUUCACUGCUAGCACAGAGAUCCAGGUGGUGGGGGACGACCUCACAGUGCCCAACCCGAAGCAGAUUGUCAAGGCCAUGAGCGAGAAGUCGUGCAACUGCCUCCUAUGUGCAAAAUAA